AUGUUUAACUGCAACUCGAGCUUGCAGGGUGGCGGCCUAGCAGCGGCUGAGGAUUUGUUGACCUCCAGCUCGGCUCGUACCUACCACGAGCUGCUUGUCUCCAACUCCUACUAUUCUCCUCGCAUAGAGUCCUUGCGAUCGCUCGAACGGACAGACAGGAACCUCUACGGCAAGGAGUGCACUGCUGGCGCCUGGGCGCUCUUGUGGCCAGGCGGCUCCGGGUCCCCGGCCACGGCAUGCAAUGCUGAGACCCUGCACAAAGCCCUCCGGGUGGCCAGCACUUCAGGUUUGGCAACCGGCUUCGCAGCAAGCCGCCUGGACCUGCAGCUUCGCAGUGGCAGCGCGGGUGUGGCCGUGCUCUACGGCGCCGUGAGCGUGCCGGGGCUCCUCAGCCUGGCGCCUUUGCUCCGAGAGGUCGCGCAACUGCCAGCCACUUCGACAUGGCAGGUCAUCUUUAGGCACGCGGACGGCCCGCUGGGCGAGGACACGGGAGCCGACCUCCUCACAGGGUACGGCUUCGAGCUGGCCAUCAAGAGCAGCGAGUACAAGACGCACGCGGAGGAAGACGACAAGGGCGACAAGGAGGACGAGAAGGCUGAUGCAAGCUCCGAGGAUCUGCAAGGCGAGGUGGCCGGGAAGCUCCUGGAGGGAUUCGAGGACAUGGAGGGCGACACGGACCAAAUCCUGAAAGCCGGGGAGAUCAAAGACGUCGGCCUGCAGGCCACCGCCAAGAUCCAGUCGUCAGCGACUCCCCUUCUUGCCUUAAUGCGGCUCUCCCAGAACUUCCCGGCCCACGUGGUUGGCCUGUCACGAAUCUCUGUGAAGAAGAGUCUUCGUGCCCAGGGGCGAGAGCUGAGGGAGAUGAUGCGAGACGGUGCAGAGGUUUUCAGCAUGAACGGGCGCCUCGUUCGACCUGACCACUCGGACCUCUCCCUGUUCCCACUGAUGGAAACUCUACAUCCCUUCUUCGUGGGCGUCGAGAGGCUCGUGCGCCUUGGUGUCCCCGAGAAGGUGGCAUGCGAAAUUCUCAAGGAAGUGAAGGGCAGUGGGAAAGCAGCUGGCCGUGUGGACUGGCGCUCGAAGACUCUUCCGCCCUCGCUGUACUCUGUGAUGAAGGAUCGCGAAACGCAACGCUGGAGCAGCUCCCUGCGAAGCCUCUUCUUCGGCUUCGGGGGCCUGUCGCCCAUACGACUGCCUCUUUACAACAUCGUCUUCGUCUUCAACCCCGGGGAGGUGGCAGAGCUGGCUUUCGCAUCCUCCUUGCUGAAGCAGAUGCCGCUUCCCGCCGAGCUCCACUUCGUGAUGCUCGCUUCAGCAGGUGCAUCGGCAGCGAGCUGGGAUGAGCAGGUGCUCGGCACUCGGCCGGCAUGGCUUCAAGAGACGGAGACGAGGCCCAGCGGCGGCAGCGAGGCGGCCGUGGCCUUGGCCGUGGCCUACGCUCACUCUUUGCAGAAGGGCCGAAAGAGGGCGCAGAGUUUCAUCUCGUCCGCUGCCGAGUGGGCGCAGAAGAACCUCGCGUCCGAGAGCUUAACGAAGUGGCCAGAUACGGAGGAGGGUCUGGCCAAGAUCAAAGAGCUCUGGCUCUCCAGUGCGAAGAAGGACGACCGCGCAGCGCUGGAGUCUCUCUGGGGAGAGGUGCAAAGGAACGCAUCCCGACCCGGGGCCUACUUGGUCAAUUGCAGCGACUACGUGGCCUCUACAGGAGUGCCUGUGCCGUCCCUUCUGGUCAAUGGCAAGAUCAUGCUGAAGGGCGCCUACGACGCGCAACAUGCGCUCCUGCAGUCAGUGGCAGAGGACCAGCAGCGGGUGCAACAGGCCGUGUACAUGGGCGCCCUCUCGGAGAAUUCUGUGAUCUCAGACUUCUUCGUGUCUCAGGGCGUUUUGUCGGCCUACCACCCGGACAUUGCCCCCGACAUGGCAGAGCGCGGGGGAGAGGAAGGCAUGAAGGAGCAGAACAAGCAGGCCAAAUAUCAUCUCUGGCCUGCUCAUCCGUAUCUGUCCCUUCCUUUCGUCUCCUCCUUGGAGCCGGAUCUGGAGCCCAAUGAGGAAGGACAUGGCCCGAUCUCCUUCUACCAUGUCCUCGUGCUGCGCAGCGUGCAGCACAUGUGCGCAGUUCUCGAGCUCUUGAUGCAGGGGACGGUGAAAUUCGUGAGGGUUGCCGGAGAAGGCGCGAAGGCGGAGGACGGCGGCGACACUCAGGCUCUGAAGGGUGUUCUCCUCGUCAUGCCCUCCCGCGCUGCCGAGUACUCCGAGCCCCAGGGCCAUGGCAUGACUCCUUCGGCGCCCUCGUUCUAUCCGGGCUACGGCUACGCUCCCACUGGAGGCCUGCCAUGGGCGCACGCCAUGCCGCAGUACGGCCAGCCUGCUGAUGACGGCGUGGACAUGAAGUGGCAAAAGUCGCUGGGAAUGGCGGCGGCCCAAAGCGGCCGUUUCUGCAAGUCCCUCCGCUCAGAAGGGAUCGGGAUUGAGUGUGCUAUCGAGCCCGAGAGAUUGGCUUCCAUUGCGGAGACUCGCCUAGGCCUCCUGGCUCUGUGGAUGCUCAUGGCAACACUAACCUGGCUUUGCGGCCUCUAUGCGAUGGUGUACUUUACGAUGCACCUGUCGGAGCACCACCACUACACUCGCUGCCGGUGUGACAGGCGCCGAGCAGGUCUGUGCAUCCUGGGAUAUUUGACUCUCUACGUUUCUGGGCUCUUGCUCAUGCUUUCUCUGUACAUAUUCAAUGCAGACCGUGUGCCGCCAGAAUUACAGGUUGUGGACCCUAUGGACCCGCCGUACGGCAUGGAUUUCCAAUUGGAAAGCCUUGGUGCUUGGACGAACAUGUCGAAGGUGAGCCAACUGCGCAUGGAGUACGUGCGGGGUCCAGGGGUCCCGUACUGGGAAUACACCGACAUAGCCGGCAUCCUCUUUGGAUGUUUAGUUCUCUUGCUUCCGCUGACGGCAUAUGUGAUGGGAGACGAUGGAGAUGAGGUUAGUGCCAAAUACCUCAUGCGAAACGACUACUGUCAGACUUUCAUUGACACUGGACUGCGACCGCAGAACUUCAUCCGGGAUUUAGACUACCAGAACCGUUAUUCAGACUAUCCCAAGAUCGAGCGCUUGAUCAAGCUCAAGGAUGAUAUCUUGGCCAAGCGGGCCACGCCAGGAAUGUCGCUAAAGUGCGACUUGAAUCUUAUGGAAGUCUCUGGCAGCGCGAGUCCUCGAGACUGGGGUCCUCAAGCUCAGAGCGAGUCCGCCGUAGUUAGCAGUGCAGGUCUGUCGGGACACCACUGCCGGGCCGGUGGCUCCUUGGUCUCCUCGGGUUCGUGCAGCUCCCACCAGAGUGACCCGUCCUUUUCUUAUCAAGCCACGCGCAAUGCGAGAGACUUGAAGGUCUUUAGCGAUGCCCUGGCCGGACACCUUCAGGUGGUGACAGCCUGCCUUUCGCAGACGGACAGCGACCUGAAAGGUGCGGCAAUAGUCACUGGAACCCUUUACGUGGAGCUGGUAAGCUCCGCACAGACAGUGGCAGGAAGCUUAGCCAUGACAGCUGUCAGUGCUCUGGAGAAGCUUCCGACGCUGCUUUGGGCGGCAAGGGGUCACGGACGUGAGCUGCAAGCUUGUGUCGGCCAGCUGCAUGUCAGCAUGGCUGGUCUACGCAAGCAGAUGCAGACGGUCCGCCUUGACUACAUCGAUCUGCUCCAUCAAACAAAGUACCUUGGGCAGUGCAUGCAAGUAACACUGGACCAGAUGGCAAUGAGCACUAUGCCAGAACCAGUCGAAGAUGAGCAUGGAAGCUUGGAGUGCCAAGUCCGAUCCGGUUUUGAAAUGACCGCAGUACAGCAGGAGUCACAGAAAUACCUGGAACUCGCGCUCAUGCAAUUAGAUAGCAUGUGCAACAUUUUGGAGGAUUGCUCUGACUUCUGGUUGACACUGCACCAGGCCGAGCUGCAGGUCAAGAAGCUUGAGAAAGAAUCCAACGUCUUGUGCGAAGGCCCUUUGGGGGGCCCAAGUCCUGAGCCUUCCAGAAGGCAUGCCAGGCACUUCGACCUAACCGGCCUUGGAACUAAGUUUGACGUGAUCCUUAUCGACCCGCCCUGGGAGGAGUACAAUGCAAGGGUCGCCGGGAUGUACGUCCCAGACGAGGACCUGGCUACCUGGACUCUAGAAGAGCUCAAGACUCUCAAGAUCGGAGAAAUUGCCGACGCGCAGUCCUUCUUGUUCCUUUGGUGCGGCGAAACGCACCUGGAGCACGGUCGUGAGCUCUUAAAGAAGUGGGGCUUCCGACGCAUCGAGGAUGUCUGCUGGGUGAAGACGAAUCGGCAAGCCAAGCUGGAUGCCAAGGGUGCCGUCAAGCAGCAGAGUGUCAUGUAUGGUGACACUUCCAUCAUCCAGAGAACCAAGGAGCACUGUCUCGUGGGAGUGAAGGGCACUGUGAAGCGGUCAAUAGACACCCACUUCAUCCACGCAAACUGCGACGUGGACCUCAUCAUGGAGGAGGAGAAGGGCUUCGGCUCCACUCACAAGCCCACAGAGCUGUACGAGACUAUCGAGCACUUCUGCCUUGGGCGCAGGCGUCUAGAGCUCUUCGGCCGCGAUCGGAACCUGCGAGACGGCUGGCUGACUCUUGGCAAUGGCCUCACCACCGAUAAUUGGGACAAAGAGACCUACCUGAAGUGGUUUGAGGGCGACAAGCAGUGGCCGGAGGUGCAGGACUACAAGGGCGGGCGGCUGCUCGGGAGCAUUGCAGAGAUUGACGUCCUUCGACCCAAGAGCCCUGUGCGACCAGGGCGGAAGAGGAGCCGUACACCAUCACCGCGCCGACGCGUCGGUCCCAGCUCGGGAGCCGGUGGGUGGCGAGCGGCGCGGGCCUCCCGCGACUACGAUUACGAGGAGGAUGAGAAACCGCUACCGGAGGAUUUGGGCGAGAUGGCUCCUCCCAUUCCCAAGGAGGCCGCUGCGACUGGAAGGAGACCACCGCCAUGCUGCCAAGGAGUGUGA
Symbiodinium sp. CCMP2592 is the source of this 4980-nucleotide messenger RNA. The record is from the annotation of a GenBank genome assembly. Lineage: Eukaryota; Dinophyceae; Suessiales; Symbiodiniaceae.